UUUAAAAUUUUUUGUUUUGUAUUCAUUCAUCUAUUCAUUUCAUUUUCAUUUUUCAUUUCAUUAUCAAUUCAUACUUUUCUCAUAAACAACUUAAAAACGACUAAAAAUGAAUAAUACAGAAGUACAUGAUACAGUGCAAGCGGCCAAUAUAUACCUUAGCCGAUUAAAAUGGUUAAAUAGUGAACUAGACCAUGCAAUGAAACAAAUUCUAAGUACAUUUGAAGAAACAGAGGCCAAUGUUAGCAAAACUUUUUGUAAUUUUAAGGAAGCCUUUAUCGAAGCCCUUAAUAAAAGAGAAAAGAUACUAUUGGACAAAGCCAAAAAGACAAAAAUUGAAGCCCUGGCUCCUCUAAGAGAAUGCCGCAGCAUGAUUUUAGAUAAAAUUGAAUCUACAGUUAAAUUAAUUAAUACUGGGUCAGCAAUAAUUAGCUCCGAAUUUAAAAAUAUGGAAAUAUUUUCAAAAAAUGCAAGCUUAUUGGGAACUCUUCCGGAAGUUCCAGAGCUCAAAGAAGUGCCUUAUAUAAGUUUUAGUUAUGAACCAUCUCUAGAAAUUGAAAUAGUGGAUAAAUUGUCUGAGUUAGGAGAUAUUUAUAAGAUUCCUCCAGUACAGGUAGCUGAAUUAACAGAAAAACCUGGAGCAGUUUUAGUAGAAUGGAAAGUUGUGGUUGAUAAUGAAGAAAAGGUAACUGAUAUAGAAGAAUUUAGGCUUCAAAAGGCACUAGGAAAUGUACACGAAGAUAAACAUUUAGUUGUCAAUUUUCAUGAUGCUUACAAAGGUCUAGAUUGCCAGUUCCUCCAAAAAGAUCUUAAAGUCAACGAACAGUAUUCCUUUAGAGUUUGUUGUAAAUUCGAAGGUACAACCGAAUGGUCUCCAUGGUCUUUGCCUCAAGUAGGUUCUACCAGUCUUAAACCCUUUUCCUGGCAAUUUAGUCAAGAUUACGAGUUAACAAAUGAAUUCAAAGUGGCAAAACCUAAAAAAGAUGAUGUGGAUAUGCUGUAUUCAGAAGGUGCUCAAUUUUCCGCUGGGUAUGCGAUUGAUUUUAUGUUUUUAGAAGGUCACCCGAGCGAUGCAGUAGUGGGUCUUGUAUGUGAAGGAUUGGAUGAACUGCCAAAAAAUGUAAAGCAAUGCAAGGAAGGCACGUUUGUUAUUAACAGAAAUGGGAAGAUUAGUGUCGAUGGCGUGGAAAAGUCGACAGUUUUGCCAGAAUUUCAUAGAGGUUCUAAGGUUACUUUCACAUGCCAAGAAGUCAACGAUAAACUCAGAAUAAACAUUGACUCGAAAGAUCGAAUAGUUACAUAUGAUUGGUCCGUCAGUCCAGAUAUUAAAAUGUAUUUUGUUGCUCAAUUUUCAUCGGCCAACUGGAAGGUGAUGGUUGAAUAAGAAUAAGCUAAGCAAGAACAAAACAUUACUAUGGAUAUUGGUUUAACUGCUUUAACUUUAACGGAUGGAUUAUUAAUUUUGGGAAAUGACACCAGAAAAAUAUUUUAAAUUAUUUUUAUUACAUUAAAUUAAAUUUGAACCUAAAAAAUACACUUAGGAAAUUUUUGCUCAAGUGCUAAAAAAGUAUAGAAAAAGUAAUGAGAUUAUGUUUAAACAUUAAAAAAAUGUUUUAAAAAACUGUACAGUAUUAAAUUUCAACGAUCUGUUAAGAAAUAUGCAUAUCAUUCAUUAUAUACAUUGUUUCUA
This is a messenger RNA of Diabrotica virgifera virgifera (western corn rootworm), 1687 nucleotides long. Its product is annotated as cytokine receptor-like factor 3. The record is from RefSeq and is a predicted model, not a curated record. Gene Ontology annotation, molecular function: protein binding. Bases 107 to 1381 code for a protein of 424 amino acids. The transcript has 6 exons. NCBI's taxonomy places the organism in Eukaryota, Metazoa, Arthropoda, Insecta, Coleoptera, Chrysomelidae.